Lates calcarifer (barramundi perch) is the source of this 4388-nucleotide messenger RNA. It is a transcript of the gene h6pd, whose product is annotated as hexose-6-phosphate dehydrogenase (glucose 1-dehydrogenase). NCBI's taxonomy places the organism in Eukaryota, Metazoa, Chordata, Actinopteri, Centropomidae. Gene Ontology annotation, biological process: glucose metabolic process; pentose-phosphate shunt, oxidative branch; pentose-phosphate shunt. The record is from RefSeq and is a predicted model, not a curated record. Gene Ontology annotation, molecular function: NADP binding; glucose-6-phosphate dehydrogenase activity; 6-phosphogluconolactonase activity. Gene Ontology annotation, cellular component: endoplasmic reticulum.
CACACACACACACACACACACACACCCCGUAACACCCGGCGGCAGCAGCAGCUCUGCAGUUGGAGCCGGAUCAUGUCACGUGACUGAUGCAGGAAGCGUCGUUUGAAGGUGCGGAGGGUCGUUCAUGACACGGACAGGAGUAUUGACGGUUGAGACCAGAGCAUGUCUGUGACUGUGCUCCUGCUUCUGGUCACUCUGUGUGUCCAGGGAGGAUAUGGAGAAGAGAGAGAGGAGGUGCAGAGACCCGGCCACGUUUCAGUGGUGAUAGUUGGAGGCACGGGCGACCUGGCGAAGAAGUACCUGUGGCAGGGCUUCUUCCAGCUGUACAUCAACCAGGUCAGCAGCGGGAACACCUUUUCCUUCUAUGGUGGAGGGCUGUCGCCCGCUGACAAGGCCACACCACUUCUCUUUGAGAUCCUGAAGGCGGUGUCAUGCUCAAAGGACGUAUCUCAGGAGCGCUGUGCUCUCCUGAAAGACCAGUUCCUUCGACUGUCGCAGUACCGGCAGCUGAAAACCCUGGAGGACUACCAGGAUCUGGCCGAGCACAUUAAGAAACAGCUCCAGCAAGAGGGAAUGACAGAGGCAGGGAGGCUCUUCUACCUCUCGGUUCCAGCUUUUGCGUAUGCAGACAUUGCAGAUAAAAUCAAUAACAGCUGCAGGCCGGCCAGCGGGGCGUGGCUGAGGGUGGUGCUGGAGAAACCUUUCGGGCACGACUUUAGGAGUGCCCAGGUGCUGGCAUCUCAGCUCGGGAGCUCCUUGAAGGAUGAAGAAAUGUACAGAAUUGACCAUUACCUGGGGAAGCAGGUGGUCACAAAGAUACUGCCCUUCAGAAUAGAGAACAAGAGGUUUCUGGAUCCAAUCUGGAACAAGCAACACAUUGAGAGAGUGGAGAUUGUAUUGAAAGAGACACUGGAUGUUAAAGGUCGUAUUCCCUUCUAUGACCAGUAUGGGGUGAUCAGAGAUGUGCUGCAGAACCACCUGACUGAGGUCAUGACCUUGCUGACCAUGAGGCUUCCCGUGAACCUGAGCAGCAGCGAGGAAGUUCUCCAAAACAAGCUGCACAUCUUCAGUUCCCUGCUGCCCUUAGAGAAGAACCAAGCCGUGAUCGGUCAGUACCAGUCGUACAAGUCCGAGGUCCAGCAGGAGCUGAAUAAGACAAAAGACCACGUCAGUCUCACACCAACAUUUGCAGCUGUACUGGCACACAUCGACCAGGCCCAGUAUGAAGACGUUCCGAUUCUUCUGAUCUCAGGGAAGAUGUUAGAUGAACGGGUGGGAUACGCACGCAUACUUUUCAAGAAUGACAUCUUUUGUCUCCAGAACCACAACAGCAUUCACUGCAAGCCCAAGCAGAUAGUUUUCUACUUUGGACACGGCAGCCUUCAAUACCCAGCGAUCCUUGUGAGUAAGAAUUUGUUCAAGCCGGUUUUAACAGACAGCGAGUGGAAGGAAGUGACAGAACACACUGAUGUCAGCGUUUUAGGUUUGUCUCUUUCAGACUACUAUGUGCAAACUCCAACAGAGCAGAGGGAAGCUUACACAGAGCUGAUUUCUCACAUCUUUGCUGGGCGUAAGAAUAGUUUCAUUAGUACUGAAAACCUGCUGGCUUCCUGGGGUUUAUGGACACCUCUGCUCAGCACCUUAUCCAGCUCUUUUCCCCGCAUCUACCCUGGCGGUGCAGACAAUGGGGACCUGCUGGACGUCCGUCUGAAAGGGAAGGACAUCAGAUUCAACAGUGAGGUGGUGAUAAUCAGCCCUGAUCAGAUGGGCAGCACGUCAGCAGGUGGUUUCCAAGUGAUGCAGGGCAAAUUUCGCAGCGCCGACAUGGUGUCCGCCUGGGCCGAGGAGCUGGUGGAGCGGCUAGCCGCAGACAUAGAGGAACUGGCAGAGGCGGCGGUGCGCGAGAGCGGUGUUUUCCACCUCGCCCUCUCUGGCGGGUCCUCACCACUCGCCCUGUUCCACAGGUUGGCCCUGCACCACUUCUCCUUCCCCUGGAGGAACACCCACGUGUGGAUGGUGGACGAGCGCUGCGUGCCCCUGACUGAACUGGAGUCCAACUUCUACACACUGCAUAACCACCUCCUGCAGCAUGUGAGGAUACCUUACUACAACAUCCACCCCAUGCCGGUGCAGCUCAACCAUCGUUUAUGUGUGGAGGAGGACGGAGGAGCCCAGCUGUACGAGACAGAGAUCAGCAAGUGGGUCAACGGCUCCAGCUUCCACUUUGUGCUGCUGGGAGUCGGCUAUGACAGCCACACGGCCUCCCUGUUCCCCGGCACUAAGGUGAAAGAAUUCGGGGAGAGUCUGGUGGCCCUCACCGAGAGCCCCGUCAAACCUCACCAGCGUAUGAGCCUCACGUUCAGCGCCAUUAACCGAGCCCAGAGAGUUGCUCUUUUAGUGAUGGGUAAAGGCAAACACGAGCUGAUCACCCAGCUGAGCCGAGUGAAGGAUGACCCAGAGAAGUGGCCUGUCACCGGGGUGAAGCCCACCAACGGCAGACUUGUGUGGUACAUGGACUACGAUGCACUUUUAGGAUAGGGACACUAACUAACACUAACUUUUAAUCAAACGUCUUUGGAGCUGCUUUAAUUCAACAGCUGCGUUUGAGGCAAAGAAUAUAUGAGGACCAUGUUUCACAUGUUUAAGCUUAUUAACUACAAAUCACACACACUGCUGCAUUUUUUUAACGCACGCAAGCAGGUUUCAGAUUGAUUCCCGACCAUCCAACCAGCCAUUUUUUUAAAAUCCAGAGACAUGAACUUAAGAAAUCCAUUAUAACCAUCACUGUGCAGUGUGUUCAUCGAAAACAGUUUUUAAUAAACAGCCCCUUGUUGGUGAAUUCAUGUGCUUGUCGGGAAACAUGAACACUGCACAGACAUUGUGAAGUUUGUGGUUUCUCACAUUAGAAAGAGAUGCUGUUUUCCAGCACAUGAAUUCACCAGAAAGAGAGAGAGUUGCAGAACUUAAGUUUAAGUUAAAAGCUUUGAAAAUGUGUUGGCAGGAAUGUUAAGAUUUUGUCAUUAAUAGUUAAUGGGAUAAAAACAAUGGGUACGGUCCUUUUUAUUGAAAGUUAAAAUCUCAUUUGAAUAUUUUUCUGUAUGUGUGUGUGUAUCUGUGUGUGUGUGAGUGUGAAAUGCAGACUUUUUAUGGUUUAUCUAAGCCUAAUUAAGCGUGAGAUGAGUGAAAAUCGUGUCAUUUUUUGACAUAUAUGUCUGCAGUUUACAAAGUGCCCAGUGUGUAGCACUGUAUGAAUAUCUGAUGUUGUAAACAUCUGGUGCCUAAAGCCAAUUCCAACAAUCACAAAGAUUUGUGCACAUAUCCAGGGGUGGUUGUACGUUUGCAUUCUAUCAGAUCUCAGGUGAAUUCUUAGAUAUGCAGUUUACUGUGGAAUCUACACUUCUUGAUUGUAUGGCUCACAGUGACCCAGUGAGCCAAAAAAAUUAAAGAAAAUGUGACUAGUUCCAAAAAUAAUAUAUUUUAUUUGUAUAAUGAUAAUAAUAGAGACACAGAAAUUGUAAUUAAAAUCAUUCAGGUAAUUGAAAAUAUUUGGUGCUUCACUAAUAAAAAGUACAUUCCCAGCGUACACACAUUCACAUUCCUCUUAGAGACAUCAAUACAUGUGAUGCUCAGGUGCUUUCUCUAGAUUAUAGAGACCAUACAGUAGCUUUAUUUCAAUUUUAGGUUCAAUCAUGUUUCAAAAAGGUCUUGCAUAAAGUCUUAACUUGAACAGGAAACAAAAUAAUCUGUUGUGUUAACAAAGUGAAUUCAAGUGAUGACACUGCAGGAUUCUUUGGUUUUCUCUUCAAGGUUGAUUUAUACACCUGUGCCUGAAGGUAUUCUUUAAGUUAAAGUGGAGUGUUAUUGAAUUACAGCAGUCAUGUUACUAUCAUUUAUUUCUGCCAUGUACUGUAGGUGGGGCACUUUCACGCAUCACAUUGGCACCACAUGACCUCCUCGGCCGCAGGAUCAUGAGUUUAUUUCCAAUGCAUGGUCGUGUUUGUAAGUGUUUGGAUUUUCUUUCCAUAACUUUAUCAUUUUCCAAUUGUUUUACAGUUUGACUUCAUAGGUGUGAAAGUUCUGAAUUGAUUUGUGGUGAACGAUUAUCAUAUGAAGAGUAAUAUUAAUCCAGUGGCAGUGGGAAACUAUCAUAGCUUCAUCAAGGUAAAGAAUUUCCUUUUGAUUUUCUUUCUGUAUUCUGUUGUAACCUCACUUUUCCAAUGAGAUAAAUCACAAUCAGUACUGUAUACAGAUCUCACACCUGUAUUUUUAUAUGCAUAAUGAUGUAUUUAUAUCAUACACUGAAUCUGCUGUGACCAGUUGUUAUAUGAAACAACUAUAACCUGCACAUCGACAAAUAAAAAUCAAACCGUUAUGAUGAUCAAAACAAA